Messenger RNA from Periconia digitata, 1887 nucleotides. NCBI's taxonomy places the organism in Eukaryota, Fungi, Ascomycota, Dothideomycetes, Pleosporales, Periconiaceae. The record is from the annotation of a GenBank genome assembly.
GAUUCGGGACGCGGAUUGCGGGUUUGGAGAUGUGAAUCCCGGUCCGUUUGCCCCAAUGUUUGCAUCACGUCACGUCGAGCCAUCCAGCUAUCUAUCUUCUCGCGACUGCAACUAUCCUCUUGGCGAGCAAUAUUCUCCAUCGCAAGGACAAGUCUUGCGGCAGCAUCAAUUCUGUCCACCACAAAGCACAGGCAGCGACAGGCAGACAUGGACAAGGCCAGCCAUCCCGCAGACGCACCGCCUGCAUCGUCAACGGUGCCUCAAGGCAGUGAUGUCGACAGCAACCAACACACUACCGAAACAAAGCCACCAGUUCAGGCCGUGCAACCGCCUGCUGAUGCCGAGACGAAGCAGCCGGAAUGGGCUACUGGCCUCCGGUUGCUCAAUAUCAUGGUUGCCAUAACUUUUGUAUGCUUCCUGAUGCUGCUAGAUGGAACCAUUGUCGUCGCAGCUGUACCUCGCAUUACUGAUGACUUCAAUUCCCUGAACGACAUCGGCUGGUACGGGGCUGCCUAUCAGUUGGGAAGCGCGGUAUUUCAACCGCUCACUGGGAAAGUGUACAUGAAGUUCAAGCCUCAGUGGACAUUUCUCGGCUUCUUCUUCAUAUUCGAAGUUGGUUCCUUGAUUUGCGGAGUGGCCACGUCCUCGGCCAUGCUGAUUGUAGGCCGCGUUGUGGCAGGAAUUGGAAGUUCGGGGAUUUUGAAUGGUGCCCUACUCAUCAUAUCUGAAUGUGUUCCGAUGCAGAAGAGACCAACUCUCAUUGGCAUCGUCAUGGGCAUAUCUCAGCUCGGAUUGGCAAGUGGUCCUCUUAUCGGUGGGGUUUUGACACAGUACGCUACAUGGCGAUGGGCGUUCUACCUCAAUCUGCCCGUCGGUGGUCUUGUGGCCAUAAUGCUCGUCUUCGUCCGUGUUCCUCUACAACACCCCCGACCACCUCCCAUGUCUGUCCUUCGCACAUUGCAUACGAGCCUCGAUCUUUUCGGCUUCGCGAUAUUUGCCCCGGCACUCAUAAUGCUGUUACUCGCUCUGCAGUGGGGCGGCACCACGUUCUCAUGGAAUAGCUCGACGAUUAUCGGUCUUUUUGUUGGAGCUGGUGCAACCUUCAUCCUUUUUCUCGUUUGGGAUUAUCGCAAGGGUGACGCAGCAAUGAUACCGCUCUCGAUAGUGAAAAUAAGGACUGUCUGGGCGAGUUGCCUCACGUAUGGGUUGCUCGUCGGCAACCUGUACAUUGCAUCAUACUGGGUACCGGUCUACUUCCAAGGUGUCAAGGGUGCCUCUCCAACCAUGAGCGGUGUAUAUAUCCUUCCCAUGAUCCUGGCGCAUGUGUUUGCAUCUAUGCUAUCAGGUCCCAUCGUCAAUGCGGUCGGAUAUUACAUCCCAGUCGCUCUCUUUGCAGCAGUCUUGAUGUCUGUGGGGAGCGGACUCAUAUCUACAUUUUCUCCUUCUACCCCGACAGGUAAAUGGAUUGGUUACCAGAUCAUCUACGGGGCUGGCCGUGGUCUUGGUCUACAAAUGCCGAUCCUCGCCGUCCAAAACACCGUGCCACCCCAGCAAAUCCCGAUUGCCAUGGCCUUGACCAUUUUCAGCCAGUCCUUCGGAGCAGCUGUUUUUCUAAGUUUGGCGGAAACCAUCUUCAGCAAUAGUUUUCGCUCUCUCAUUACCACAUACGCGCCGUCGGCAAAUGGUGAGGCCGUCAUUGAAGCCGGGGCAACUGGGUUCCGUAAAUAUGUGUCCGGUGACGAGCUUGCUGGCGUCUUGUUAGCCUAUGCCAAAAGUAUCGAUCGCGUCUUUUAUAUGGCGGCGGGUAUAGGGGUUGGAGUAUUUGCUUUCGCAUGGGGUAUGGGAUGGAAGAAUCUUAAAAAAAAGAAUGUCCCUUCCAAAGCGUAG